ACCACCCCUGCGACCUUGACAUGGCCAGAAUACCUUGCAAUCAAACGAAACAAACGGAAGUGGCAGAUGGCUGUUACGUUUCCCUCCGCAAUGCUGGGCUUCGUGGGCGGCGUGGCUUACUUCGGGACUCUUGAAACAGAUCCAAUGAAACCCGUUUUCGGCAUCGACCCAUUCUUUUUCUACGGAAUCUGCACUCUAGGUUGCGUUGGUGUUGGCGCGAUAUUGGGGCCAACAGUUGGAACCGCAUUAUGGCGUUUUACUCACCGGAGAUCUGUCCACUUAAUCGACUCCAAAGAUCAUCAAUUCUUUCAGCGAAUAGCAAAGAACAGAGUGGAUGCCUCACUUCAGAGUCCCACUGCACCUGUACCAGAUUAUUAUGGUGAGAAAAUUGGUUCUCUUCACCAGUACAGACAGUGGCUACGUGAUCAAGGAAAGUAUAAGCGGAAAGCAGUA
Laccaria bicolor S238N-H82 is the source of this 453-nucleotide messenger RNA. RefSeq lists its product as uncharacterized. The annotation marks the transcript as partial. Gene Ontology annotation, biological process: protein import into mitochondrial matrix. The transcript is spliced from 6 exons. The record is from RefSeq and is a predicted model, not a curated record. Lineage: Eukaryota; Fungi; Basidiomycota; Agaricomycetes; Agaricales; Hydnangiaceae. Gene Ontology annotation, cellular component: PAM complex, Tim23 associated import motor.